Mugil cephalus (flathead mullet) is the source of this 1547-nucleotide messenger RNA. Its product is annotated as butyrophilin-like protein 2. The transcript is spliced from 6 exons. Bases 212 to 1123 code for a protein of 303 amino acids. The record is from RefSeq and is a predicted model, not a curated record. NCBI's taxonomy places the organism in Eukaryota, Metazoa, Chordata, Actinopteri, Mugiliformes, Mugilidae.
UGCCUUCGUUCAGCAGGCAGGAGCAACCUCCCACUUCCGGAGACCGUGUGUUUGUAUCGUAGCCAGUCUGAGAUUAUCAAGGUUUAACACCCGAAUCUUAAAUCCAGUAGUUUUAUUUGGUUUUAAUAGCACCAAGGAGCUUUCUACCGCCACUUUAUCUGCUCUUUAACCGGAGAUUUCAGCUAGUUAGCUCUAGCUACCUGUUAGCAUCAUGGUUCUCUUUCUCUGGAUAUUUGUUCUGUCUUUAACUGGAUUUGUGGCGAAAUCAAACGGGUCAGAGGUCAUCGGAGUAUCUGAAGGAAGUGACGUCAUCUUACCAUGUUCCAUCAAGGAGAGUGUUGUACAACAACUCUUUGACUGGAGGAAAGAUGGAGAGAAGAUGAAGGAGGUGUUCAUGUACAAUGCUGGUCUUCAUUAUAACAACGGUCUACGAGAUCAAGAUGAUCAGUUCAGAGGACGAGUCUCACAUUUUCCAGAUCAGAUGAAGUUUGGUAACGCCUCCAUCAGGAUUAAUAACACAAAGAUCACAGACUCUGGAGACUACACCUGUGACUUUCCACAUAUUAAUGGAGGAAUGACAUUCAAUAUCAGUCUGUUUGUUGAUCCUGUCUUUAAAGAUCGAUCAGGAGAAAUCUCUGGUUCAGUUCCCAAACCCAGCGUCACCAUAUUUGAUGUGACAGAUUCUGGGGUCCAGCUGAAGUGUGAGGUUCAAGGAGCUUUUCCAAAGCCAGAGCUACGGUGGAAGGACAGUGAUGGAAACAUCCUUGAUGCUGAGGAGGCUGAGAUCUCAGAGAGAGACGGCCGCUACCACAUCACCCUCCAAACUACUGUGACCUCCACCACAACCACCAGCUUCCAGUGUGUGGUCCAACAGAAGGACCUGAACCAUGAGACUGCUUCUACCAUCACUGUGUCUGAGAAACUGUUUGUGAGCUCAUGCAGUAAAGUGACCACUGAAGGAGUCCUGAUUGGAAUAGGGUUGGGAGUUUUACCGACUGCAUUCGCAGCUUUACUUCUGGCUUUUAAGUUCAUCAGGAUCAGUUGGAUCAGAGGAACUAAGAAGAACAAAGAAGAUGAACCUGAACCAAUGAAGUCACUCCGCUCUGAUAAUAGUAAUAUAUAACACAACUCAACAUUACAACCAUCACUUAUUACCUCAGUGUUUAAUGACUUGUGCUGAUUGUAAUGUCAGUAGUUGUAGUUGUGUUACUGAUCAUACAUAGUGUUACACUGAGGGAAUCUACCGUGUUCAGUUUAUUAGGUGUAAAUGAGCAGAAACAAGUGGAUUCCUUAAACCCACGAUGCCUCCCUCUGCAUCAGCUGCAUCUCAACAUGAAAUCACUAAUUAUCGGUUACCUUUUAUUACCAGAUACGUUUUUUCUCCCCUGGGAUUACAAUCCUCGGUUAUAACAGUGGUUAUAUCUCUGUGAAGGUUCUCAGUCAUCCAGGUCAUAAUAAUCCAAAAAAGUGUUGAAUAAGAUCAGCUGGACUUGUAGAAUUUCUUAAAGAUGUUUCAUCCGAGUAGCUUCUUCAGUUCUGAUAAACUA